Molecule: messenger RNA, 420 nt
Organism: Echinostoma caproni
Lineage: Eukaryota; Metazoa; Platyhelminthes; Trematoda; Plagiorchiida; Echinostomatidae
Source: the annotation of a GenBank genome assembly
AUGAUUGCGUAUCACUGCACACGGUUAGGAUUCUACGCUGGCACGAUCAGCGAACGUGCAUCUUAUGUCCUUCUCUCCUCAUCGCGUCUGGUGAGAUGGUUCAAAGAGAAAGGCAUACCAUGUGUUGUGUUUAGCGGUUUGCACGGUGCACUGUUCUACGCCGUAUCCACUUUUCGUUUACGCAUGUCCAUAGACUUAUACAUUGAGCGCUUUCUACCUUUGUUGGUUGAGGAAUUGCGCAAAGAAUGUGGGGACAAUCAUAUUCAAAUUGAAGUGAUUUAUGAUGCCAUCAUUUUACCCAUGUUUGAAACACUUCAACCAUCCGCAUCCUCCUUGAGAGGAAACAUUCUGGUCGAUUUUACCUCAGUCAACCGAGGAUUCUUCUCCAAGCACACAAAUGAUAAAUUAGGCCUAAAGUAA